Pseudogymnoascus destructans is the source of this 531-nucleotide messenger RNA. RefSeq lists its product as uncharacterized. The record is from RefSeq and is a predicted model, not a curated record. Bases 1 to 531 code for a protein of 176 amino acids. Lineage: Eukaryota; Fungi; Ascomycota; Leotiomycetes; Thelebolales; Thelebolaceae. The transcript has a single exon.
AUGUGUAGCGGCACAUGUUUUCACGUUACUUUAUCGGCUGAAAACUUUCAGGACGCACCCGAUAUCAAGGAGCAGUAUCUCCAUUAUCUCGAUGCUUUGGAGGCUGAUGAUAUUGACGUUACGGAGGAGGGCUUGUACGAUUGGGCGUUGGAGCCUCUUUUACCUCACUUCCAACGGAUCGACUCAAAUCCGACAAACGAACAGACAUUUACCCUUCAUGAUUACUUCAAUCCAAUCACUUUAAAGCAUAAGCUCCACGCUCCUGGUGGGAUACUAGUUGCGAGUCCAAAUGACGAAAAUACUGCGAGCCCGCGUCAUCAAGGGGUGAGCCUGGCUCCGUCCGAUCUCUCUUUCCCAUGGCCAUCAUUUCGUCCAUCAGCCAUAUCAAUAUGCAACAAGGAUCCAAAGGACGCGCUCACCCAAUUUCCUAGAAAGGUGCUUGCGGAUAAGGAGACGAUCUGUUACUUUAAAGCAUUUCAGCCGGGGUGUCAGCGAGAUGCUCUUCAUGAACUCAACGCAUAUACGUAUUGA